Penicillium nucicola is the source of this 651-nucleotide messenger RNA. Its product is annotated as BTB/POZ domain-containing protein. The transcript has 2 exons. The coding region runs from base 1 to 651 and encodes 216 amino acids. Gene Ontology annotation, molecular function: protein binding. The record is from RefSeq and is a predicted model, not a curated record. Lineage: Eukaryota; Fungi; Ascomycota; Eurotiomycetes; Eurotiales; Aspergillaceae.
AUGCUGCGCACACCCGAAACUCCAUCUAUGCCCAGGUAUCGCGCCGGCAAAUCCUCAGCUUUUACGCCUCAGUCGCGGAGAGCUGUUCAGACGCCGAGAGAAAGAGAGAGGCGAGAAAGAGAGCGAGCCAGACAGCGCGAGAGAGACUGUUCGACUUCGUCGGACAGAAUGCGUCGUCUUGAGCGGAAGAAGAGAUUUGAGAAUCCCUCAGACGUAACAUCCCCCCCAACAUCCCCAAUCGUAAUGCUCCGUGUGGGACCACAAAAGCGGCUCUUCGCAGCCCACGAAGCAAUCCUAAGCAUAUCACCAUUCUUCGCAGCUCAAAUCCAAUCCCAAAACCACAUUCAAGUCCAAGCCCAGAUCCAAACCCCAACCCCAACCCCAAGUCGAGCCCGCACCCCACCCCGAAACAAGCUCAUCGACCUACCGGAGGAACAAGCCGAAGUCCUCUCCUGCAUCCUCGAAUUUCUCUACAAAGGUGACUACUACCCACGCCUCAGACACAACGCCAACAAACAAACCUGGGAACUGGAAGACGCAGACCUCAACCCAUCCAGCAGCGAUGGAGACGGAGACCUAAGCGCCGGCGCAAUGGCGACUGUAUACCACCACCAAGCAGGAUGUGUAAUAUUGCGGGAUACCGCAGUUUAG